Molecule: messenger RNA, 2764 nt
Organism: Ctenopharyngodon idella (grass carp)
Lineage: Eukaryota; Metazoa; Chordata; Actinopteri; Cypriniformes; Xenocyprididae
Gene: rrn3
Product: RRN3 homolog, RNA polymerase I transcription factor
Exons: 18
Coding region: 188-2026 (612 amino acids)
Biological process (GO): transcription initiation at RNA polymerase I promoter
Cellular component (GO): nucleus
Molecular function (GO): RNA polymerase I core binding; RNA polymerase I general transcription initiation factor activity
Source: RefSeq, a predicted model, not a curated record
GCGCAACUGAACUAAACCGGCUAACGUUACUUCCGUAAUAACAAAACAGCGGUAUGAGAGCAUCCGGUUGCGCAGAGCUCGGCAUGGUUGCGCAUGUGACUAUUUUGAUAUCUCACCUAUAAUGCCUGAUUUAAUUAUAACUUGUUUUGAAUAUACAUUAUUUGAUUAAGAGUAUUUGCGAUACAUAAUGGAAUUUGAGGGCAGAGAUUUUCUCAAUUCACCUCCAAUGAAAACCGUGCGUUUUGGAGGCAAUGUUGCCAAUACUUUAGUUAAACUACAACAGGGCGACUCAAGUGACUACGAACUGAUAAAACAUCAACUCUCAGAUCCUGAUAUUAAGGAUGCUCAAAUUAUCAGCUGGUUGCAGGAAUUCAGGGUUUGUGUCACUCAACUCGGCAAGGAUCAUGAGCAAUUAAUACAUGUUGUUUUGAAGCUACCAUGGCUCGGUCGCAAUCAGGCUGUCGUGGAUGAAUAUCUGGCUUUUCUGAGUAAUCUAGUGUCGGCCCAGACGGUUCAUCUCAGAGCCUGUCUUGGAAUGGUUGUCUCUAAUUUUGCACCAAAGAGAAUAAGAAUCCAGGAGGGAAAUGUGGAUUUUUCAGAUUCUGAUGACGAAGAUGAAAAUCUGCCGAAGACAUUUGAUCAGUGUCAUCAAGCCUUACAGCUGAUUACAAGAUAUGUCCCAUCAACCAGUCGAUUCCUUAUGCCAAUCCUCUCUGAGAAGUUCCCUUUUGUGAAGAAGUCCUCCAGAACACUUGAGUGUUAUGUGCACAACCUGUUGAGGGCUUCGGCCUACAUCCCUGACCUGAGGAGAGACAUCUUAGAGCUCAUCAUCAGCAAGAUGCUCACGCUAGAUGUUAGUGCACCACGGAGUGAGAUUGAAGAAGUGGAAAGUGAAGCUCAGCAAGAUAUUAGUGAAGCACCGCAGGAUGAUUGCCUCUUCAACAUGGAUGAGGAAGAGGACUCGCCACUGAAUUCAAGACCUGAAAGAGCUGUAAUGGUCCAUCCUGUGGCAGAGAAAUUGGACACAAUGAUGACUGUCCUGCUGGCUUUCAUUAAAGACAUGUGCCAUGUUAAAGGCUCUGUAGAUAUUGAGAAAACCAAAGCUCUGUACAGAGACCUGGUGUCCGUGUUUGAUAAGGUGGUGCUUCCCACUCAUGCUUCCUGUCACGUGCAGUACUACAUGUUUUACCUGUGCAGCUUCCGUCUGGGUUUGGCUGAAGCUUUUUUGGAUCAUUUAUGGAAGCUGUUACAAGGCCCCAACCAGCCUCCCAUCCUGAGACAGGCCGCUGCUGGGUACAUGGGCAGCUUCAUGGCAAGAGCCAAGUUUUUGCCAGUAUCGACAGUCAAGGCCUGUCUGGACCUGUUAGUUCCCUGGCUGCACCUUUACAUUGACAGUCAGGACACAGGAUCCAAAGCGUUUUGUGAUGUCAGUCUACACGGCCCCUUUUAUGCAGCCUGUCAGGCUGUGUUUUACACACUGAUCUUCAGGCACAAUGUCAUUCUUGAGGGCAAUCUAAAGAAAGGGUUGGCGUAUCUUCAGGGUUUGAAUCUAGAGCGUAUAGUGAUGUGUCAGCUCAACCCUCUGAGGGUCUGUCUACCUGCUGUCACCAACAUGUUUGCAGCCAUCACCAGGAAGUACCAGCUCGUGUUCUGUUACACCAUCAUCGAGCGGAACAACCGGCACUUGUUGCCAGUGGUGAGGAGUUCAGUGGGCGGCAACUCCGUGUCCACUAACACAAACCCUCUGGAUACCUUCUUCCCUUUUGAUCCAUAUCUUCUGAAAAGCUCUGGAAAACUCAUAGAGCCAAUCUACCAGGUGUGGGAGGAGCCAUCCGACUGUGUGAUAGAUGUGCCCAAAAAGGAAGUCAGAAAGGGGUCUAUGGAGGAGGAAGAUGACUUUCUGCAUGGAGAAACACCUCAUGGAGACUCAGUAGUGGGCAUGACUCCAGGCUCUUAUGACUCCCAUCUGCACAGUCCACGGAGCGUGGGCUCUCCCCCCAUCUCCUUCCUGCAGAGGCCUUUCUGAUCCACCAUUGUGGUGAUCAGCUGGUCACAGAUGGGCUGUUCAGCCCGAGUUCACACCAUGAGGGGGCGCUCAAGGACUGCUUGUGUUAGUGCAGAUCAUACUGGAGCUCUAGACACACCAGCAUUACUGACCCCAGUGUUUGUCAGUAGUUUUACUAAACCCUCUAUUACACUUUAAGACUGCUUCAUAAAAUACAAAUAUGUGUUUGUUUGCAUAUUUUAACUAUAUUAGUAGUAAAAUGAAAGAAACAUUGCUUCUCAAGUAGACAGUCUGAUGUUUUUUUUUUCUGUUUUCAGAUUAAUCUGUCAGAGACUAUUGUAAUUAAAUUAUCACUGAGAUAAUUUGAGAUUAUUUUUUUUUUUGUAAUAUUUUCAGCUUAUUCUGAAAUGAUUGGAGAGGUUGGAAUUGCCUGGGGGUGUGUUUCAUUGGUAAAUGGGGGUCAUUUCCCAUGUUAAGAGUUUGAGCUCUGACUAAACCGGUAUCUGUUUGUACAAAAUAUUUUGUAGGAAACUGACUUGCAGAGAAUACAUUAAUUUAAAGAUGGAGUUAUGUUUUAUUGGUUGAAAUUUUAAUGGAAUUAUUGGGCUGUAUGUCAUAUUAUUCUGUUCAAAAUUCACAGCGCACACAGUGAAUGUUCUGAAUGUUGUGUUUGUGCGACUCUCAAGAGUUUUGAAAUUCGUACUCUUUAAGAUAACGUUAAAAUAGUCAUGCUAUCUUAUUAAAAUGUUGAAAAUAUGA